AUGAACAUAAGGCAACUCCUAAAUGAGCAACACGAAAUUGCUAGUUUUCUCGGCCCCAACGAUUUUUCUGACUUUGACUUUAUACGAAAAUCGAGUUUAAGAGAUUUAAUUCCUACACUUCUAUAUGGCUUUCCCUUGAGUUUUCCAAUAUAAUUUUAAGCUAUUAUCCUCGAGCAAUUUAAUGGAAUUAAUAUAUUUACUUAUUUGGAAUUUUCAGUAAGCUAUUUCAAUGAUCAAAAUCUUAUCCUUAAAUUUCGAGCUUUUCUUUUGAGUAAAGCAAUCUGAAAUAGAACUGUUCAAGAGCUUGACUAUAUCAUUGGAAAUACGGUGGCCAAUAAAAUAUCCUAAUUAUAUUAAUAUUCCUUAUUUUAUAAUUUUAUGUAUUUUUUUAUUAUUUUAAAUGAAAAAGAAUAAACUUUUUAAAUGAAAUAUAUGCCGAUUUUUUUGAAGAUUUAAAGAAGGUGGCUGAUAAAUUGAGCAUAUCAAAAGAUUUCUCUGAAAAAAAUGUUUUAUUUCACAUAAUGAAGAUUAUUACUGUAGAUCUAGAGUUUAAUAUAGUUAUUUUUAACAAAAAUAGAAGAAAACUAUUCCAUAAAAGUGCUGACAGCUAUUUUUGUAUUCCUAUUUUUAGAAGAAAAGGGAACUUUUAUGUUUUGUAUCCUUCUAAUCCGCAGUAUCUCCAAAAUCUUUAUGCAAAUACAAUUGAAAAGAAGGAUAAAUUGUUUAUGCACUGUGGACAUCAUUUUGAGCCAAAUAGGGUUUCAAGUACAAAUAUUAGCUGCAAAAAAUGUAAUGAAAGGCUAUAUUCAGCUGAAAUAAAAAUUAGUUAUCCCGAGCAAAAUAAAAAAGAUAUUGAUAAUAGCCAUUCUUAUGAAGAAAAAAAGGUAUACUAUUUUAAAUCGCUUGAUAUAUAUUAAAAUUAAUCAUUGCUAUUUUUGGCUUGAAAUAUAAUUAAUUACUAUUAAAAAAAGUAUUUAUACUACAGAAAAUGAUUUAUAUAGAAAAGUGGAGCCUCAUAAAAAUCAAAACCAAGGAUUGGAUGGAUUUAAUAAAGCUUAUAAAUGCUCAGAUUGCCAUAAACCCGUUUGCUUGUACUGCAGCGUAAGUAAUAAAAACUACAAUGAAGUUCAUAAAAAAUCCACAAGGCCAAGCGGAAACAAAUGCAGAUAUUGCAAAAAAGGUUUCAAUGACUCUCCACGCCUUUAAAUUGGAACAAAAAUUAUAUUCCAACUAUAAAGCGUAUUAAUUUUUCAUAAUACAAAAAUUUUUAUAAAUAUUUUAAAUUAAAAAUAUAAUUUGAAAUAAAUAUUUUGGGAAUUAAUUUAUUUUAAGAAGAAUUAAUUAAAAAAUAUUAAUCAUUUUAGCAUUUCAACUGCUUAAGCAGCAUUCUACUCUACUCCCUCUAUUAAAUUAUAUAAAAAUUAUUUAUAUAAAUUGGGUUAGUUUAUCCAAAAAGUGGAAUUUUUGCCAAUUUAAAGGGUUAGUAAAGAAAUGAGAGGAUAUAUAAAAAAAUUAGCAGACCAUGCCAGAAAUAUUGGCAUGCAAGAUGAAUUCCAUCUAGAUAAUUAUUGCAUAGAAAACUUUAUCUCAAAGCAAUAG
Blepharisma stoltei is the source of this 1599-nucleotide messenger RNA. Lineage: Eukaryota; Ciliophora; Heterotrichea; Heterotrichida; Blepharismidae. The record is from the annotation of a GenBank genome assembly.